This is a messenger RNA of Salvia miltiorrhiza (redroot sage), 1951 nucleotides long. RefSeq names its product F-box/LRR-repeat protein At5g63520. NCBI's taxonomy places the organism in Eukaryota, Viridiplantae, Streptophyta, Magnoliopsida, Lamiales, Lamiaceae. Gene Ontology annotation, biological process: positive regulation of proteasomal ubiquitin-dependent protein catabolic process; protein polyubiquitination. Gene Ontology annotation, molecular function: protein binding. The coding region runs from base 131 to 1762 and encodes 543 amino acids. The transcript is spliced from 10 exons. The record is from RefSeq and is a predicted model, not a curated record.
AUAACCAAUUUAAUUUUGUUGGUACCAAUCAGCUGUUGGAAUUUUGAUAACACGUGUUCGAAAGAAAGCAUCUCCAAAAUUUUCCCUUUGUAUCCGCCGUUCACAAUUUUGAGCCCUCUUUAUUUCUGCCAUGGACGAACUUCAAUCCUUUCCAUCACUGAAGAAAAUGUCGAAAGCGAAGGAGAAAACAGGAAGCGGCAGCCAAAAUAUUGUGGCUACAAUCGACGAUUUAGGGGACGAUCUCAUGCAGAACAUACUCACUCGGUUGCCGGCGCUAUCCUUUGCAUCGGCGGCGUGCGUUAGUCGCUCCUGGAACUCUCUCUGCCACCGCGUCCUCUCCGUUCCGAAGCUUUGCUCCGCCGUAUCUUUUAACCCUACUCUUGAGAAUGCUGUGAAUGAGGUUAUGGACAAAGUCUUACUUGAACCAAUUCGCCCUCAUUUCGUGAUGGUGUCUAUUGGUCCCUACUUUUGCUUGCAAGCUGCUUUCCAAAUGAUUGAAGGGAAAUUUGGUACCAGGAUUCCUGUAAUUGUCAAUGUGUGCGAAGGAGUUAUUGGCAGGAAUGUGCUCACAGAUCAGUUUGUAGAGGUUCAAUGGGAAAUAACAGAGGAGGAGGAUCAUGGUGCUGAAUUGCUCGAAGAAAAAGGGGGCAUUUCAAUGACAAUUGGAUUUUUACCAGGACUAAAGGUCCAUAUAGUUCCUCUGUUGUUCAGGAAUAAGGGACCUCAGGGCAUUCUUAUUGAUGACUUUGUGAUGGAUAUCAAAGGAGCUACAUCAACUGUCUCAGAUCCUGCAUCUCCUGCUGGAAUAAUAUUGUUUUCUGAUCGGGAAACAGACAUCAACCCAGUUCUUCAAACACUUGAAUAUGCCUUGUCUGAGGAUACAUUCAUUGUUGGUGGUGGAGGCUGUCAAUUUCUGUAUAGAAGUGAUAAUAGAAACACUAUUACCAAUUCACCGAACUCCGGUUGUGCAGCAGUUGCCCUAGUAUUUGCAAGGGAUGCGAACAAGCCUUUGGAUAUUGGAGAAACUAAAUUCCAUGUCAUGUUGUCAACUGGCAUAUCACCAAUCGGUCCCACCUACAAAGCAGCUUCUGUUAAAAGUCGGCAAAAUUCUACCUGGCUCACUGCAUCUAGAGAAACAGUUCGUGGGCAUCUUGACGGCCAAGCAAUUUUAGAGGAAAUCUAUGAUGAGCUAGGAGAUCGUAUACAGUAUCCAGCUUUCUAUAUUGGAGUAACCAAAAGAAGAAAAUGCUCAUUUGGGAUGGAAAGAGUAAGACGGAUGCAAUUUCUUGAAUUCCAUGAAGUGCGGGGAGGGGAUGAAGAAUAUCUGAUUGUGAAUUCUGUUGGUAUCAAAACUGGAGACCCCUUCCGUUUUUAUAUCUCAGAUUCAGGAGCUGCUUUGUCAUCUUGCACCAAACUUUCAAAUAACCUGAGGCAUCUGAAGCUAGGUUGUGACUGCGGAAACAACCAUGUGAGCGAUGUUGAUCAUUUUGACAAAAGUAACGUCUUUGGUGGCAUUAUCUUUACUUGUUGUGGCCGGGGCGACUCAUUCUUUGGACUUGCUGGUAUCGAUAGCUCACCUUUUCUGAAGAACUUUCCUGGGGUUGCUUUUGGGGGUACUUACUGCGCUGGGGAAAUUUGUCGUGGGAAUUUGAACUUGUAUGACCAAGACAAUGAAGAAGGCGAUCUUGUCCACUGCAGUCAGCAUGUCUACAGUGCUGUUUACUUAGUCAUGACGUACUGUCCGCCGCUACCACAACAUUAGAUAAAUAUAUCAUCCGGUCUUCGCUAGAUGGUCGUGGCGUAGGUGGAAGGUUGUCUUCUUGAUGUCGAGGUCCAUAAAUGGUUUUAUAGUAACUGUGGAAGAGCAUUAUAUGACUGAGACAAGUCUACUAUGUGUAAAGUCUUUACAUUUAAUCUUUUUAUGUAGAAAUGCAAACAAUUUUCUAAUUCA